Dicrocoelium dendriticum is the source of this 2198-nucleotide messenger RNA. The record is from the annotation of a GenBank genome assembly. NCBI's taxonomy places the organism in Eukaryota, Metazoa, Platyhelminthes, Trematoda, Plagiorchiida, Dicrocoeliidae.
GACACACAUACAGACGACUGACAACGGUGGUUUUCCUUGACUUGAAAGCUGCCUUCGACUCUGUUGACCGCGCCAGCUUGUGGCACUGCCUAUCCAUGAAGUGCGUGCCGGUUAAAUUCCUUUUCAUUCUUAAAUCUCUGUACCGUGACUCCCGACGCCGGGAAACUGUCUUAUGAGUUUAUCACGACAAGUGGGUUCGCCAAGGUUGUCCUAUAUCUCCUUUUCUCUUCAACAUUGUUGUCAAAUGAUCAUGAGUGAAUCCGUUCUUUCAGACUACCGGAGUGUAAGUUGUACCAAGUGACUGUCCGAAAAACCUGGAGUAUGCGGACGACAUAGCUCUUCUUGAGUUCAAGGCAGUGGCUAUACAAACACUGUUGAAUAAACUGACGCGUAGCGCUGCACGCUUCGGCAUGUGCUUUGCACCUUCAAAGUGCAAAGUUCUGCUGCAGGACUAGACUGACACACCUCCGAUUUUAGCCAUUUCCGAAUCGGUUCACUUACCUUGGAAGUUGUAUCACUGGUGGUUACACCACUGAAGAGAUUACUUCGCGUGUAAGCAAGGUGCAUGUGGCUUUUUAGAGGCUCAACCAUAUGUGAGGACGGCGGGGUAUCAGGUUUCUAGUGAAAGGUAGGGUGUAUAACGCUGCGAUAAGGCCUGUGUUACUGUAUGAAUCGGAGACCUGUCCAGUUUGUAGUGAAGAUAUUAAACGCUUGGUUGUGUUUAACCACCGGUGCUUGAGGAGUAUUGCUCACGUUGGUGGGAACACCGGGUGAGCAAUGCUGAGGUCCGCCAGUUCGUUUUUGACACGAAGCCUUCUGGAGCGUCACUGGAGUGUUUGCGGAAUCUUAGUAGUUUACAAUGGCUAGGCCAUGUCAUCCGUAUGCCCGUUGAUCGGCUUCCUCAUCGUGAUUUAUACGCCGUGGCUGCACCAAUUUGUGUGAAACCGCGAGGGGACCAGUCCAUGACAUGGCAGAGACAUGAGGAAACUAACUGAGAGACUUGCUCAGGUGGGUACGUGCCGUCUUCGUAGAUGGGGCCUCGGGAUGGUCUACACCAAUGGUUCGAGACCGUAUCUGACAUGGUGCAGUCACGCAGUCAGUGGCGUUCUUGCAUCUAGUACUUAAUUUGCGUUCCAUUUUGAUUAGUUUAACGCACUUCCUUCUUGCUUCCAUUUUCUUGACAUUCCAUUUGCCUUUAACCCCACUAUCUUGCCGUUGUUAUUUAUUGUCAUCCUUGCGAUGUGAGUCGUUGCAACAAGCUCCACCGCACUCCGGUGCUCGAAUCAUAAUUGAUCAACUGAACUGAACUGAGUGGAUUGCUAUUCGCGGUCUUAAUCUUCAUCACAAUUAAUUUUGGAAUAGACCUCGAUCAGCGGACAAUUUUUUGAUUAACGUUGCUCACAGAGUUGUGAUGUACUAAUGAAAGCACUACCUACUAUCUUCACGUCCUAGCUGUGAGUUUCAAGGUAGCUAUCUUCACCUGAAACGUCCGAACGAAGACUAAACUGGUCGCCGAGUGCCGUGUUGAGAGACGGCGACUUUGCCAUUUAUCAGCUUCAGACACGACCAGGUCGAGGUCUAAAGGAUCACAAGCCUGUCUUGUACUUCAGCGGGCGCAUGUUCGAGUCUGCCUAGGGACCGGGCGACCCUCGCAGUAUCCGUAGCCCACGCCCAACUGCUGGUUUUUACGCGGCAGCGAAGCGUCGGUACUGCGUACCGGCGUACUGCUGAUACCUUUAUACCUUCAGGCACGGACCCAGGGAUCAGACUUGUCGAACUUCGCCAUGCGGUAAAGUACGGUUCAACUUGAGAUUGCAUAUAUAUAUUCUCGCAACUAGCACUGCAAGUUAGGCAAUGAACAAGCGCUCAACGGCUUGAGAUCUCUUGCAUUUUAGAGGCUAUUGUGAAUGUUUAAUUAUGUGCAUCUCAGAUGGUCGAGGUUGUCAGUCUUUUUUAGCCUGGUAUGUACGACGAUGCAUCUUGGGACGAUAGUGACGUACGACCUUUUGAUUGGGAUCAGUCGGAACAAACUCUUCCGCCAACUCCACUGGCCGUCAGUUGGUAAAUUUUAUAGUGGUUGCUAUUCGACAAUAUUUGCAUAUAGGGACCCCGUGGCUGAUGCCAUAGAUUCAGGUAGCUAUGUUUACACGUUCAAAUAUGUGCAGACCAUGAGCCACUCGUUUGUGGAGUUUGCCAUA